CGUUACGUCAUUAACGGGAAAAUAUAUAUUGGGUUUAUUGACGAUUUAGAAAAUCUGUCUUUAUAGGUACCUAUUGGAAAAUUUCUUUUCAGUGAUAAAAUAACGUUUACUACUUCAAUGUGUGAAAAGUGAAGAAAAAACAUCAUGGAUUUUUUGACGGUGGACCGUCCCGUAUCGACGUCUACCGAAAAAAAAGAGGAGUCUGAAGCCAAUGAAGACCUCGAGGUUGAUAAUUCAAAGAGCGUGUUGGUGAAGAUAGCAACAUUGUACGCUGAGCAGUUGAUGAGUGACCUGACCCUGGAGGUGGGAGGUGUGGGGUAUCCAGCUCACAGACUGAUAUUAUGUGCGAGCAGCGAAGUGUUUCAGGUGAUGUUGAUGAACCGGGAGUGGAGUGAGUGGUCCGAGAGUCGCAUAGUACUCCAAGAGACACCAACAGCGUCUGCAGUAUUUCCACAUUUUCUUAAGUAUUUUUAUACCGGCCAGAUUAGAAUAUCUCACCACACAGUGUUGCCAGUGCUUUCUCUAGCCGACAAAUAUAAUGUUAAGGAUCUAGUCUCAUUGUGCCUGAGUUACAUGGCACAGCAUAUAGCGCAGGCCGCGAAGCGAGGCCAGCUGAUCUCAUGGAUGCAGUACACGAUGGCCUGCGGACAUAAUGACGUCGCCAAGGCGUGCCAGAACUUCGUGAAGUGGAACCUGGAGUGGGUGUGGUCGGACAGCGACCUGGGCGAGCUGGAGGGCGACACGCUCGUGCAUCUGCUGCAGCAGAGCGACCUCGUGCUGCACAACGAGAUGAGCGUCUACCAUUUCGUGGUCCGCUGGCUGAACAAGCAGCGCGAGCGGCUGAACGCGAGCGACCUCACAGAAGCUGAGAAGAAGACCCACUGGGAGAGCCUCGUCAUCGCGGUGUUCUCUCAUGUCAGGUUCCCCAUGAUGUGCCCCAACCAGCUGGCGAAGCUCCUGCUGUGCCCGCUCACGCAGGAGCACAAGGACUUCUUCAUGGAGUGCAUGGCCAUCGCCAUGAGCUACCAGUCAGGGCAGCUGGAGCGGGUCCGCGCGGUGUGCGUGUCGGAGGGCGGGCGCGCGCAGUUCACGCCGCGCCUGUACACGGAGGACACGUGGGGCUCGCUGCUGGCCGUGGACAACUUCCACUCGCUGCCCUGCUACCACACGCGGACCUUCAUCUUCUCCACGCGGCCCAGCAUCGCCGACGUGGCCCCGCAGGACAAGCUCACCGAGUGGACCGUGGACCUCUACCCCAAGGGCGUCUGGUUCAGGAAGAGCCUGCUCAUCGUCUGGGCCGGCACCUAUGAUGUGCCUGAGGUGGUGCUGCGGACCGUCCGGAUCUCGAUCACGUGUCAGAACUGCCCCGAGUACACCGUCAACCAGUACGGCGAGACCGAGCAGCUGGAGCCCGAUGUCAGGGUCAAGAUCGGCAUCCUCGUGUGGGGCGUACAGAAAGGCGUGGAGCACGUUUCUUCCGUUGUAGAACGUGUUCAUCGGUUUUCACCGCAAAAUAGGGUUCUGAACAUCGACGGCGCGUUGGACUUCGACGAGCUGAACACGCCGCUGUACUCGCCCGCAGCGGCGCCGCGCGCGCGCGAGCCCACGCCCACGCCCACGCCCACGCAAAAACGUUGCUCGAAAUGUUCAGAAAGCAGCGAGUUCCCUGAGCCGCGUCACUUGCUAGGACCAAAUAAAGACCAGUUACGGAUACAAGUGGUUAUCUUACCUCUGAACGAGUACUGCCACGUGGCCGCGAGCGAGUGCUCGCAAGGAUGACCCGCCGCCCGCGCGCGACACACUACCACACUGUAGUCUACACCGACUGCAUCGAGACACGACUGGAUAUUUAACUUAUCUGUUAAGUCCGUCAGACAAAUUACCAAAAAUAUUUUCAUUUUACCUCAUUAUUAAAAAGUGAAGUAGAUAUAUGUAUGGUAGGCGGCUAGUAACAUCGCUUGCUAGUAAAAAGCGUACUGGUAAGUGACGUCACAUGAGAUUUUAAUUUGCUUUAUUGCCUUCAUUUUUAGUUAAGAACAUAAAUAAAUAAACAAUACGUAUCCAAUAUUGUUUGCAAAUCUGUCUCACGGACUAACAUUACAUUGCAUUGCUCAUACAGCAAAUGUAAGUGCUUGAGAAAUAAUGGUAUGACAGACCCUCGCCCUCUCGGAGUAUCGUUGGAAGCUCUUGAAAUAUAGGUACUACUACAGUCGUUAUGGUUAGGUACUGAAAUAUUUCUUUCUCAUUUUUUAAAACCACUCUUGCUCUGAGGAAUUAAAUCGCGGGGUGAUUUACAAACUUUCAAGUGACAUACACAAAGACUCCCCAGUCUCAUGACAAGCAUUCGUGGAUCACACAAAAGCUUGUCUUACGCAGGGAUUGGGUUUGGCAUCGUGAUCUCAACCACUCGGCUAAAUAGUUUCGAUGUGUUUGUUAUAUUAAUGUUUUAAAUAUCGGAAAAAAAUAAACAAGACUUAAAAUCAAUGUAAUACAACAACCAAUAUAAUCAAUUCAAAUAUAUCAAUUAAAAAUAACAGUUGUUUUUUUUUUACAUCAGUGUUUGAGUAAAUAUUCUCAUCAAGAUUGUUUAACUUUAUUAAGUACCUAACCAGAUGGUGUUUAUAGAAAUCAUUUGUUAUAGACUCUCACGCACAAAUUAUGAAUCACCUUGUUAAAGAACUCUGGGAUAUAGUAUUAACUUUGUCCAUUUUCGUAAUUUUUGAAAACGUUUUCCGAUUCCUUUGGGUCCCGAUAAAUACAGGUGAGCACCCGUAUUUUUCAGAAGCCAAUCUCAAUUCUGAAUUUUCAUAACGUGUUAAUCAAGUAAUAAAAACGAUAAAAUUGCUUUGGAAUACCUUAUAAAUUUACCUACAUCUCAAUGUAUGUUUAUUGUUACGCAAAAGAAUAUUGCCGCAGUAAAAGUAGCGCUAGAGAAUAAGCGUGAUGUCCUAGGGUUCUUCCGCCACGUCUUAAAGAUUAUUGGGGGUGUCAAAGUGAGAUGCCGCACUUUACGGUCGGCUCUCAGGGCCUCGUUUCUGCUAUUUACAAUGGUCGAUGAAUUAAUGAAAAUUAAAUUAAAUUUUAAAUUAUUCCUAUUCUCUAUAGAAUUUUGACAACACAAUCAUUGGAAAUUCGUUGUAUUGACCGUGUGUACCUUCCCGUACCGGAUAUUCAAUUAUUGUGUAGUAAAUUCGAAAAGUGUAAGCCAAUUUUCAUUAAUUCAUCGGCCAUUGUAAGAGUCGAAUGGUCUCUAACGUCUCCGGUUAGGGCAGGAUGGCAACUCGCUUAGUUCGUAAUAAGAUUCACUACCACUGUGUAAAAUGUAUUUGUGAUGUAACGAGGCUAGUUUAAUGACUGUAUCUUAUGGAAUUUCUUUACAUUUAAAUAUAUUUCAUGUUUUUCAGCUG
This is a messenger RNA of Trichoplusia ni (cabbage looper), 3407 nucleotides long. It is a transcript of the gene Tango10, whose product is annotated as BTB/POZ domain-containing protein 17. Lineage: Eukaryota; Metazoa; Arthropoda; Insecta; Lepidoptera; Noctuidae. The record is from RefSeq and is a predicted model, not a curated record. Bases 145 to 1779 code for a protein of 544 amino acids. The transcript is spliced from 14 exons. Gene Ontology annotation, molecular function: protein binding.